This is a messenger RNA of Oncorhynchus gorbuscha (pink salmon), 756 nucleotides long. Its product is annotated as receptor-type tyrosine-protein phosphatase mu-like. Bases 1 to 756 code for a protein of 251 amino acids. Lineage: Eukaryota; Metazoa; Chordata; Actinopteri; Salmoniformes; Salmonidae. Gene Ontology annotation, molecular function: protein binding. The record is from RefSeq and is a predicted model, not a curated record. The transcript has 4 exons.
AUGUAUAUAUAUUUCAUCUCCCCCACAGAGCCAAUCCACGGUCCCAGUAAUCUAGAAGUCGUUGACGUCCAAUCAAAACAAGUCACCGUUCGCUGGGAGCCUUUCGGCUACAACGUCACGCGUUGCCAUAGCUACAACCUGACGGUGCAGUACCGGUCCCAAGUGGCGGGGAAGGACGAGACCCGGGAGGAGGUGUGUUACGACACCCUGGGUCGCGACCCCCAGCACACUAUCCACAACCUGACUCCCUACACCAACCUGUCAGUCAAACUGGUCCUCAAGAACCCAGAGGGGGUCAAAGAGAGCCUAGAGAUGGAGCUGCAGACAGAUGAAGAUGUACCCGGAGCGGUUCCUCUGGACUCCAUCCAGGGCAGUGCUUAUGAAGAGAAGAUGAUCCUGAAAUGGAGAGAACCGGCCCAGACCUACGGAAUCAUCACUCAGUACGAGAUCUCCUACAAGACAGUGAGUUCCUUUGACCCAGAGCUGGAUCUGUCCAACCAGAGUGGGAAGGUCCUGAAACACAGCAAUGAGACCAGCCACAUCUUCCUGGGGCUGUACCCAGGAUCCACGUACUCAUUCACCCUCCGAGCCUCUACCAUCAAGGGAUAUGGUCCAUCAGUCAUCACACAGUUCACCACCAAGAUAUCAGCUCCCUCCAUGCCAGCCUAUGACCAGGAGACAUCUCUGAACCAGACAGACAGCACAGUGACUGUCCUGCUGAAACCUGCACAGAGCCGAGGGGCACCUGUCAGGUAG